AUGGCUGAUUCGAGACGCUCGAUUCCUAAAACACCAGUUGAAGUCCGUAUCGGAGACUACAUAAUCGGUGAAACUCUUGGAUCGGGCACUUUUGGGAAGGUGAAAGUUGGGAUACACAAGUCAACCGGCGUUCAGGUCGCUGUUAAAAUUGUCAAUCGGGAUAAAAUCAAGGCUCUCGAUGUUGCCGGCAAGCUUCGUCGAGAAAUCCAAAAUCUCUGGCUAUUUCGCCACCCCCAUAUCAUUAAACUUUAUCAAGUUAUCAGUACCCCAACUGAUAUCUUUAUGAUUAUGGAGUAUGUCAGCGGUGGAGAACUGUUCGAUUUUAUUGUCAAAUCUGGUAAAAUAAGCGAAAAGGACGCGAGAAAGUUCUUCCAGCAGAUAAUUUCCGGCGUGGAUUAUUGCCACCGCCACAAAGUCGUUCAUCGUGAUCUUAAACCUGAAAACUUGCUCCUUGAUGCCAACCAUAAUGUGAAAAUAGCAGACUUUGGUUUGUCAAAUAUUAUGCAGGACGGAGAGUUUCUUCGGACAUCUUGUGGAUCACCCAAUUAUGCUGCACCAGAGGUAAUUUCUGGAAAACUCUAUGCUGGUCCUGAAGUUGAUGUCUGGUCCUGUGGUGUCAUUCUCUACGCUCUUCUUUGUGGGACUCUGCCCUUUGACGAAGAACAUAUUCCUACUCUCUUCAAGAAAAUCAAAGCUGGAUAUUUCCAUAUGCCAGAAUGGCUUGGUGCAAGCGUUCGCGAUCUCCUGAAAAAAAUGCUCACCGUAGAUCCCAUUAAACGAAUCAGCAUUGACGACAUUCGUAGACACCCAUGGUUUGUUAUUGAUCUUCCGUCACAUCUCUUCCCACAAGAACGUGAUGAGGAUGCCUCUAUUAUUGACAAGGAGGCUGUCUACGAAGUGUGUCAGGCGUGCAAUGUGACUGAACGGGAAGUGUUCGCAGCCCUCAUUGCCAAUGAUCCCAGUGACCAACUCUGUGUAGCCUACCACCUGAUCAUUGAUAACAAGUAA
Molecule: messenger RNA, 1008 nt
Organism: Rodentolepis nana
Lineage: Eukaryota; Metazoa; Platyhelminthes; Cestoda; Cyclophyllidea; Hymenolepididae
Source: the annotation of a GenBank genome assembly